Messenger RNA from Eimeria maxima, 2142 nucleotides. RefSeq names its product Chromosome I, complete genome, related. Gene Ontology annotation, biological process: innate immune response. The record is from RefSeq and is a predicted model, not a curated record. The transcript has 14 exons. Gene Ontology annotation, cellular component: cytoplasm. Bases 1 to 2142 code for a protein of 713 amino acids. Lineage: Eukaryota; Apicomplexa; Conoidasida; Eucoccidiorida; Eimeriidae.
AUGCGCCCAGAGCGUUACCUGCUGCUGCUGCAGCAGCUGCAGCAAGCUUCCCAGUACAACGAAGACAGCAGCAGCAGCAUCGGCGGCAGCAGCAGCAACAACAACAGCAGCAGCAGCAGCAGACGGAGAAGGUGCAUAGAAGAGGAGGAUACUGUUGCCAUACAGAAGUGGCUGCUUAUUCGUGUAGAUGCAAUCCCUGGUCCUUUGCUGCUGCGGUGUCUGCUGCAGCUGGAGCAGCUGCGCAUGUGCAACAGGUUGCUGCUGUAUGCUGCAGCACCUGUGCUGCUGCUGCAGUUGCCGCAGCUGCGGCUUCAAGGCUGCCUACAGAUGCUGCAGCUGUACGUACACCGCAAAGCAGCAAGACCGCAAAUGUGCAUGCAGCUGGCUGAUUGGAUUGCUGCAGCGGAUGCCCCCAUCCAUUCAUUUUGGCAGCAGCAGCAGCAGCUAGAUCAUCAGCAGCAGCAGCAGCAGCAGCAGCAGCAGCUAGAUCAGCAGCAGCAGCAGCAGCAGUUCCGUAACCAAGAAAGGCAGCAAAAUUACAACGCAGAGCAGCAGCAGCAAUUAGAUCAUGCACAGCUGCACCAGCAGCAGCAACAGCAACAACAACAACAACAACAGCAGCAGCAGCAGCGACAGCAGCAGCAUGCAACGCAGCUGCAGCAGCUGCCGCCAUCCCUCUUGGCAGGCGCAUGCGAAGUCGCAGCAAAGAUGCCCGUCAGUCAGCGGGUGCUGCUCCAAGUUGGAGGAGAGGAGAGUGCAGCAGCAGCUGCUGCGCUGCAGCAGCUGCUGCAGCAGCCCGAGGGGGUGGGAGAGGUGUUAGGGUUGGGGGGUAAGUGGAUUGCUGCGGUGUAUCUGGGCAGCAGCGACUUGCGAUGCCGGUUGCUGCUAGUUGCGCAUACACUGGACGCGCGGCAGACGGCUACAGUCUUGUGGGCUAUUAACCGUUGCCUGCGUCCCCACAGCCGCCGCGCCCGUAGCCUUACGAGUUUAUCGCCUGCAGCAGCAGCAGGAGCAGCAGCAGGGGCAGGGGCAGGAAGAGCAGCAGGAAGAGCUGCUGCAGCAAACACAGCAGCAGCAGAAGUAGAUGAGGCUUGGGUACCACCUGCUGCUCUAUUAGAGGCCCUCCAUGACCGCGUAAGAGACACCUUUGCUACUAUGAGCAACCAAGGUCUCUGCAAUUCUAUUUUGGCGUUAGCUGCAACCCUUGGCCGCACACCAGAGAAGAGAGACAAUCUCUUCUUCCUUGAUCCUUCUUAUCAGUUGCGGAUCGCUAAGCGCUUCUACGGCUUCCAGGCAGAGGACGUUGCAACCCUAGCCUCCGCCAUAGCCCUGACACGUGGGGCCCCAUUGCUGCAGCAGCGGUUGCUGCACGCUGCGGCAGAUGCAGCAGACACCUUCAGCGCGACGCAGCUCUCGCAAGUUUUAUAUGCCUUUGGACUGCUACGCGGCAGCACCCAUCUGUUUGCAAGUCUUCAGUUUACGAUGUUAGAGCGACUUGACCAAUUCUCCGUCCCGGAGCUCUGCGACGCCAUGUGGGCAUUCGCCGUUGCUCGCUUCCACGAUGCAAACUUUUGGGCACCCUGCCUCAACCUCAUUCCCCUCGAGCGGCUGAUGGGGGACGACCGCUGCGCAUUGCUGUUUCCAGCUGUCGACGAGAUAGUAGGAGAUGCCUUCUGGGCACUUCAGUUGGAGGAGCAUCCAGCUAACUUUGCGGAGAACGUCGCAGAGGUUGUGCGGUCGCUAGGAUAUACUCCCUGCCUCAGGGCGGAUGCUUCGGGGCAUCUUAUAGACGUUUUGGUAGAGCUAGAAGUGCCACGAAAAGCUGUCUGUGGACGCCGAAGGGGUCCUGAGGCCCAACGAGGGGUUUCCCAUGGAGCGCAGGUGGCGCUGCUAUGCCACGCAGACGCGCAGCUCCAAGGGGGGUCCAACAAACCUGGAGAGGUUCCAUCUCCCUUAGGCCAUUCUAUGCUCAAGCAUCGCCACCUGGGGCGCCAAGGGUUUCAUGUUGUGAAUUUAAUGUGGAGUGUGUGGCAGAAACUCACGAUGCAGAAGCAAGUGGCGUUGUUACAGCGCGAGAUAGACAGAGCUAAGGCGAACAAAGGAGCUUCAAAAGCAACUUCAGAUGCAGCAUCGGCGGGAUAG